AUGUGUAAUCUACCAUUUCAAUUCCUCCAUAUUCGGCUAACGCAAACCUGUCUCCCGCCAAAAGUACUCAAUUCCACCUACUCCGAGUCCGAAAAUUAUUCAGCUUCUUCCUUAACGUCAAGUGCCUUCAAUGAUAUAGCCGUGAUCUUAAUCAAUUCAAUAACGAUUGUUGAUCUACCUGAUCCUUUCCGUGCAACAUUUAGUUUCAGGUAUUUCAACUCGCUGCAGAGUGAAUGCUUUUCUGCUUGCUUCCACUCUGACAUCAACAUGGUUAUUUCAGCACCAACUGGAAGUGGGAAGACGGUGCUUUUUGAGUUAUGCAUCUUACGACUUCUAUCUAAGUUCAUUACCCAAGAAGGAAGAUUUAUUCAUACGAAGGGAACCCUAAAAACAAUAUAUAUAUCCCCAUCCAAAGCUUUGGUACAAGAGAAGUUCAGGAGUUGGAAUCAGAAGCUUGGGUCAUGGGGGAUAAAUUGCUUGGAGCUGACUGGGGAUAAUGAAUCUUACAAUAUAAAGAGCAUACAAGAGGCAGAUAUCGUAUUGACUACUCCUGAGAAGUUUGAUGCAGUGACUAGAUUUGGCAUCAAAGAUGGUGGCCUAAGUUUUUUUAGCGAUAUAUCACUAGUACUUAUUGAUGAAGUUCAUUUGUUAAAUGAUCCUCGUGGAGCAGCUUUAGAGGCAAUUGUUAGUAGAAUCAAAAUGAUUAGUCGAAGUCCUCAAAUGGAAACAAGUCCAUUGGCCCAUGUGCGUUUCCUAGCUGUUUCUGCAACAAUUCCCAAUAUUGAUGACCUUGCUGAAUGGCUUAUGGUUCCUAUCCAAGGAAUCAAAAGGUUUGGUGAGGAAAUGAGACCUGUAAAGCUGACUACUAAAGUUUUUGGCUACACCCCAGCCAAAAAUGACUUCCUUUUUGAGAAGCGGCUUCAAAACUACAUCUUUGAUCUCCUUAUGCAAUAUUCUAGUGGAAAAUCUGCACUGGUAUUUUGCUCUACAAGAAAAGGGGCACAAGAAGCAGCACAAAGGCUGGCCCAGACUGUUAUGACCCAUGGAUAUUCAAACCCAUUCAUCAAAAGCAUGGAUCAGCAAGAAAGGUUGAGGGAAGCUUCACUCUCAUGUGGUGACAAACAAAUGCAAUCUUACAUCCUUUAUGGUGUUGGUUAUCACAAUGGUGGACUUUCCCCAAAGGAUCGCAGUCUGAUUGAAGGUCUCUUUCUCAAUGGUGAUCUUCGAGUUCUAUGCACCACAAACACCCUUGCCCAUGGAAUUAACCUACCAGCACAUACAGUUAUAAUCAAAUCAACACAACACUUCAACAAGGAGAAAGGAACUUACAUGGAAUAUGAUCGAUCAAUGAUACUUCAGAUGUGUGGGAGGGCAGGGCGCCCACCAUUUGAUGAUACUGGAAUGGUCAUAAUCAUGACAAGAAGAGAAACGGUCCAUUUAUACGAGAACCUACUAGGUGGAUGUGAAUUGGUUGAGUCUCAAUUACUUUCCUGUGUUACUGAACAUCUAGUUGCAGAGGUGGUUCAGUUGACUGUUCCAGAUAUAACAAGGGCAAUAGAAUGGAUCAAAUGCUCAUAUUUGUAUGUGAGAAUGAAAAAGAACCCUCAAAACUAUGCAAUAAAGAAAGAAUUAUCUGGUAUCUAUAUAGAGAAGCAUAUACAAGAGGUCUGUGUUCAAAAAGUCAAAGAGUUAUCAGACUACCAAAUGAUCUUGACUGAGGAAGAUGGUUUUAUCUUGAAGCCUCUUGAACCUGGAAGGUUGAUGACAAAGUAUUAUUUGAAAUUUGACACGAUGAAACACAUUAUGAAAGCUCCUGCAAAUUGCAGCAUAGAAGAUGCACUUAAUAUUGUUUGUCGUGCAGAGGAAAUAUCCUGGAUACAAUUAAGGAGGAAUGAGAAGAAGCUUCUGAAUGACAUAAAUAAUGAUAAAGAUGGUAGGCUUCGGUUUCAUGUUCUUGGAGAUAAAGGGAAGAAGAAAAAACGCAUACAAACCAGAGAAGAGAAGCUAUUUAUUUUGGUAAAUGAUUGUUUGACUGGAGAUCCUACAGUCCAUGAUUUAUCUCUUACCCAGGAUACGAACUCCGUUUGUUCAAAUGGGUGUCGGAUUGCAAAAUGCAUGAAAGAGUAUUUUAUAUAUAAAAAGAAUUACAAAGGAGCUUUGAAUUCAAGCCUUUUAGCAAAAUCUUUACAUCAAAAACUCUGGGAAGACAGUCCAUAUCUUCUGAAACAAUUACCAGGCAUUGGUAUGGUGACAGCAAAGGCCUUACAAUCUAUGGGAGUAAAGUCAUUUGAGACCCUUUCUGAAGCAGACCCAAGGAAAAUAGAGAUGGUUACUGGUAGAAAGUUCCCAUUUGGAAACCACAUUAAGGAAUCAUUGUUGUCACUUCCACCAAAAGUAGAUAUGAAAGUUGAGGAGAUGACAUGUCCAAAUUAUGGAAAGUCAAAACUGGUUAUGACAUUAACCAGAUUGUCAGAGUCACCACAAACAAAUAAACGACAUUAUGCUGAUGUGGUUGUUGCUACAGAGGAGGAUAACUUGAUAGUUUUCCAUGAGAAAAUAAGAGUGGAAGAAUUCACAAGCCCAUACAGUGCAACAAUACUAGUUACAAGCCAUUUGCAAGGGAAGCUAACUGUUAAGGCAGAUCUAAUCUUCGAAGAAUUCAUUGGUAUUGACCUACACCAAAAGGUUAUACUAAUGAAGGAUAUUAGCUCAAAUAUCUAUCAUAAACAUGGAACAAAAAAACUCUCAUUGCCUCCAUCAACUGAUGUCUGCAUAAUUGACCCCGAAAACAAUUAUUCACCCAAAGUCCCAGCUGGCAGGUCUCAGAAGUCGUUAAAAUCCAAAAACGAAGAAGCUUCCAUACCCAGUUUCAAACUCUUGGAUGAAGAUUCAGAUGAAGGUGAGCCUGUUGUUGAGAUUGAGAAUAAUAAUGAUGAUGAUGAUUGCAAAAUCAUUAAUGAGAGAACUGUUUUCGAUCACAUACGUGAAAAGGCCAAAAGCUUACCUUCCUUUACAACCACACCAACUACUGAAUGCCCUCCAUCUCUAGAGACAUUAAGUCUCAUCAGAAAGCGUACACGCGAGCGACACCUGGCACUCAAUGACACUUCAGAAUUUUCAGCCAAUCCAUGUGAAGAAGAAUUUCAAUCAAGUGAGCCAAACAGAAACAGUAAAAACAACACACUAACUGGAGAGACGAUAUUUGAUCAUAUAAGAAAGAAAGCCAAAAGCUUCCCUCGAGUUGAUGAAAUCAAGACAUUGACCACUAAGUCAACCGUUACUAAUUUUGACUUAUUCGCAGAUACAAAGUCAAUCGUUUUGGAUUUGGAACCUAUGAAACACCGAGAGGACCAUCGUAAGUCUCCAAGUCUAGCAAACAGACAAUUAUGCUCAUUGGCAACAGAAACCGAAAAGAGACAGAAAUGGUCCUUGAGUUUCACAAAAAUACAGAAAUGGUCUUUGCAUUCCACAAAAUUUCAGAAGUGGUCCCUUCCUAAUAGCAGAAUUGCAGAAAUGUGUUGGUCGAUUGGGUCUGAAAAGAUGUUUGAAGAGAUGUUUGUGGUCAUGGAGGCACGUAUGGACUUGGAUCGUUUGAAACUUCAUGUAGGUGGAGACAGAGGAUGUGAAUCGUUUGUUCCUUAA
Lactuca virosa is the source of this 3642-nucleotide messenger RNA. The record is from the annotation of a GenBank genome assembly. NCBI's taxonomy places the organism in Eukaryota, Viridiplantae, Streptophyta, Magnoliopsida, Asterales, Asteraceae.